AUAAAAAACUAAAAGGCCCAAACAUAACAGAAACUCUUCUCCGCCUUUACCUCUUCAAAAUCUUCCUCUGCCUCUCAAAUCUCAAGUUGUUCUUCCACCCUCAAAUCUCAUCAAACCCUUGUAAUAAUCAAAAUCCUCUCUUUCUUUAUCUUUAGAUCUGCUUUUCCUUCUCCUCUGUUAAUUGAUAUAACCUGCAACUUCCAUUCUCAUAUAAGAUCCAUGUAAAACGACAACACAGACCGUCUUCUCCCUCUUUCAUAUUCAAAUAGCUCUCAAAUGGGUCGUUUCUUCACGAUUGGGCUGAUAACAGCUUGGUAUUCUUCAAACAUUGGAGUACUAUUAUUAAAUAAGUACUUGCUUAGCAGCUAUGGGUUCAAGUACCCAAUUUUUCUUACCUUAUGUCAUAUGAUGGCAUGUUCAAUGCUUAGUUAUAUUGCAAUUUCAUGGUUAAAGGUUGUGCCUUUGCAAACUCUUAGGUCGAGAGUGCAGUUCUUGAAGAUAUCUGCACUCGGGGUCGUUUUUUGCUUAUCGGUUGUGACUGGAAAUGUGUCGCUUAAAUAUCUUCCUGUAUCGUUUAAUCAGGCUAUUGGAGCUACGACACCAUUUUUCACUGCCGUUUUUGCUUAUUUGAUGACAUUGAAGAGGGAGGGUUGGGUUACCUACGUCACUCUCAUUCCUGUUGUUACUGGCGUUAUUAUUGCCAGUGGGGGAGAACCAAGUUUUCAUCUCUUUGGAUUUAUAAUGUGCAUUGGUGCAACAGCAGCAAGAGCACUUAAAUCAGUGCUUCAAGGCAUUUUGCUGUCUAAUGAAGGAGAAAAACUGCAUUCCAUGAACCUAUUAAUGUUCAUGGCUCCAGUAGCUGUUGCUUUCCUUCUUCCUGCAGCAAUUUUUAUGGAAAGAGAUGUGGUUGGGAUCACAAUUGCCCUUGCCAGGGAUGAUAUGCGAUUUAUAGUUUAUCUCACCUUCAAUUCUGCUUUAGCAUAUUUUGUCAAUUUGGCUAACUUCUUAGUCACUAAACACACCAGUGCAUUGACACUCCAGGUACUGGGAAAUGCGAAAGGAGCUGUUGCAGUUGUUAUCUCAAUUUUGAUAUUCAGAAAUCCAGUAUCAGUAACUGGGAUGUUUGGAUAUUCUAUAACCGUAAUUGGGGUCAUUCUGUAUAAUGAAGCCAAGAAAAGACAAAAAUGAGGCAUCACAUUCAUAAAUAGAGGUUACUAAUACAGAUUCAAUCUACUUUAUAUUCUCAUAUUUAUCUGGAAAUUUUGGAGUAGCACAAAGCCGCUUUUACAAAUUCAUUUACAGAUGGUAUAGCUCGGCAUUUUUCAAGUUCUUACAGAGUUAUAGUAGGGAACCAUUAAAUAAAGGCAGGGAUUAGAUUUCUGUUGCUUUAUCAGACGGAUCGUUCGUUAAUCAUUUCUUAUUUGGAGGAUUAGCAGAAUAGUUUCAUUGAUUUAUCUCUGUAACCUUGCUAAAUUUUCCCUUUUUUACCUUAUAUACAAUUUUGACUUUUGUGAACUUAUUAUUGAUAGAAAGAAGAGGAGAAUGUUCUAUAGAGAUUCAAUUCCCCUUUUUUCA
Molecule: messenger RNA, 1575 nt
Organism: Jatropha curcas
Lineage: Eukaryota; Viridiplantae; Streptophyta; Magnoliopsida; Malpighiales; Euphorbiaceae
Product: putative sugar phosphate/phosphate translocator At3g11320
Source: RefSeq, a predicted model, not a curated record